AUGAAACUGACAUCGACCGCCGUCCUGGGCUUGGCCACUGCCGCCUCCGCCAAGGUGUGCAAGCCCAAAAUCGACUCCGCAUCCCUCCAGGCCGAUAUCAAGACCGAAAACCUCUGGAAGCAUCUUGAGAAGCUCAACGAGAUCGCCUUUACUGUGGGCAACGGCAACCGCGCCUUUGGCCUCCCCGGCUACGAGGCCUCGGUCGACUAUAUCUGGUCCCAGAUUAGCAACGUCAACGGCACCAAGGCCUGGAAGCAGGACUUCCCCGCGUGGUUCGGCCAGGUCACCUCUGUCUCCCUCAAGGUCGACGAGGAGGACUACUACGUCUAUGGCCUCACGUACUCCCCCUCCACCCCGGAGGAUGGCGUCGAGGCCGAGCUCGUGCUGGCGCCCCAGGGCGCGGACGGCUGCGACCCGGGCAACUAUCCCGACGUCGAGGGCAAGAUUGUCCUGACGCAGAGGUUCCGCUGCCCGACCGGUGGCACGCUGGCGGGUCGCGUCGCGCCGGCUGCGCAGUUGGGCGCCAAGGGCGUCAUCAUCUACCACGACCUAACCACCACGCCCACGGCUGGAUCGCUAGGCGAGGUCAACCUGGACAAGUACGUCGCCGCCGGCUUCAUCCACAAGGCAGAUGGCGAGGCGCUCAGGGCGCGCAUCGAGGGGGGCGAGACUGUCAUGGCCCACUGGCAGCAGACCCAGAUUGUGGAGGAACGCAUCACCCAGAACGUCUUUGUCGAGACGGAGCAGGGUGACCCCAGCAACCUCGGUGCCCAUCUCGACAGUGUCCAGGCCGGCCCCGGCAUCAACGAUGACGGCUCUGGCACCUCGCUCAUCCUCGAGAUCUUCAAGGCCACCCAGAACUACCGCUUCAAGAACAAGCUCCGCUUCGCGUGGUGGGGGGCCGAGGAGAACGGCCUACUCGGGUCCGAGUACUACUGCAGCACCCUCGAGACGGACGAGGUCAACAGCCUCCUCGCCUACCUCAACUACGACAUGGUCUCGCGGGGCUACUACGGCGUCAGCGACAAUGACGGGCGUGCCCACGGCAGCGUGGCGCCCAGGGGCUCCGAGGUGAUCCAGGACAUCUACCUGGACUGGUUUGCCGGUCAGGGGCUGGAGACCACCCCGGCCAUCCUGACCAACGGCUCGGACUACGCCUCCUUCUGGGGCAUCCUGAACAAGCCGUUUGGCUUCUUGAACACGGGCACGGGCGUCGCCCAGGACGAUUGCUACCACCAGGCAUGCGACACCAUUGACAACCCGGACAAGGUCGUCAUCACAAACAACGCAAAGGCCGCCGCGAACAUGGUCGCCAUCCUGUCCAUGGAGGGCCACGAGCUCAUCCCCAAGGAGUCCAUCAACGCCACCAUGCACAUCCUCGGUCUCGAACGCCGCGCCCUGGACAUUGAGGAGCUCCUGGCCAAGGGCGAACACUCCCUCGGCUGUGGCCACGACCUGUAG
This is a messenger RNA of Emericellopsis cladophorae, 1461 nucleotides long. RefSeq lists its product as uncharacterized. Gene Ontology annotation, biological process: proteolysis. The transcript is spliced from 4 exons. Bases 1 to 1461 code for a protein of 486 amino acids. Gene Ontology annotation, molecular function: metalloexopeptidase activity. The record is from RefSeq and is a predicted model, not a curated record. NCBI's taxonomy places the organism in Eukaryota, Fungi, Ascomycota, Sordariomycetes, Hypocreales, Bionectriaceae.